ACAGCCCGGAAGUUGCAGGUCUGAUCAGUACACGUUGCGCUGCUGCUGACAGUUCACCGCUGCUGUCUGAGAUGGCGCAGGAAAACCUCUCUGUGGUGCUUCGUUCUCAAGGCGACCUGCGACUUGAAAAUCUACCCAUUCCCGAACCAGGACCUGAUGAUGUUUUGCUGCAGAUGCACUCAGUGGGAAUAUGUGGAUCAGACGUUCACUACUGGCAGCACGGUAGAAUCGGAGACUUCGUGGUCCGAAAACCAAUGGUCUUGGGUCAUGAAGCUGCAGGGGUAGUGGUGAAAACUGGAUCUGCUGUGAAACACCUUAAAAUCGGUGACAGAGUGGCCAUUGAGCCCGGUGUUCCCCGAGACAUGGACGAGUUCUUCAAAAAUGGACGAUAUAACUUAUCUCCGUCCAUCUUCUUCUGUGCCACACCCCCCGACAAUGGGAACCUGUGCAGAUACUACAAGCACAAUGCCAACUUCUGCUACAAGUUGCCUGAUAAUGUGACAUUUGAAGAGGGAGCCCUGAUUGAACCACUGUCUGUAGGGAUCCACGCCUGUCGCAGAGGUGGCGUCACCCUCGGCAGCACUGUCUUCAUCUGUGGUUCAGGACCUAUUGGGUUGGUCUGUUUGCUUGUGGCCAAAGCAAUGGGAGCCUCAAAAGUCAUCAUAUCUGAUAUUGUCCCAGAGCGUCUGUCGAUGGCUAAAGAGCUCGGUGCAGAUUUCCAGCUGCAGGUUAAGAGAGAGAACGGACCACAGCAACUGGCCAAGUCUGUAGAAGACCUGCUGGGAGCGCAGCCUCAUGUCACUAUUGAAUGCACUGGUGUGGAGAGCAGUGUCCAAACUGCCAUAUAUGCAACACGCUCAGGAGGUGUGGUAGUUCUGGUGGGUCUGGGCUCAGAGAUGGCAACCAUUCCUCUGAUAAAUGCUGCUGUGAGGGAAGUGGACAUCAGAGGAGUUUUUCGUUAUUGCAACACCUGGCCAAUGGCCAUCAACAUGUUGGCGUCAGGUAAGGUCAACGUGAAGCCCCUCGUGACCCACCGUUUCCCUCUGGAGCAGGCAGUCCAGGCCUUUGAGACGACCCGUCAGGGGGUUGGGAUUAAGGUCAUGUUAAAGUGUAACCAGAAUGAUCAGAACCCUUGACCUGACCCACUGCAGCAAAAACAACAGUCAGAUCAAAGAGUGUGUGAUGAGGAAAUACCUACGAAUGGACGUUGGACCUCACAGAGAUAACAACAACAGAGUAUCUAUAAAAGUAAAUAAAAAUAACAACAGCAUUGACCCAGAUAUACAAUUACAACAAACUAAUAAUAAUAUUAAAAAACAACAUUCUAAAGAUA
This is a messenger RNA of Cynoglossus semilaevis (tongue sole), 1333 nucleotides long. It is a transcript of the gene sord, whose product is annotated as sorbitol dehydrogenase. The coding region runs from base 72 to 1136 and encodes 354 amino acids. The record is from RefSeq and is a predicted model, not a curated record. Gene Ontology annotation, biological process: D-sorbitol catabolic process. NCBI's taxonomy places the organism in Eukaryota, Metazoa, Chordata, Actinopteri, Pleuronectiformes, Cynoglossidae. The transcript is spliced from 9 exons. Gene Ontology annotation, molecular function: L-iditol 2-dehydrogenase (NAD+) activity; zinc ion binding.